Clarias gariepinus (North African catfish) is the source of this 7354-nucleotide messenger RNA. It is a transcript of the gene pole, whose product is annotated as polymerase (DNA directed), epsilon. The record is from RefSeq and is a predicted model, not a curated record. Gene Ontology annotation, biological process: DNA replication; base-excision repair, gap-filling; DNA replication proofreading. Gene Ontology annotation, molecular function: single-stranded DNA 3'-5' DNA exonuclease activity; zinc ion binding; DNA-directed DNA polymerase activity. Gene Ontology annotation, cellular component: nucleus; epsilon DNA polymerase complex. The transcript is spliced from 49 exons. Bases 252 to 7112 code for a protein of 2286 amino acids. Lineage: Eukaryota; Metazoa; Chordata; Actinopteri; Siluriformes; Clariidae.
GCCAAAUUCUGAGUGCAUGUUAGGAGUAGAAGUAAUAACGAAGAAACAAACAAAACGAUCUAGCUUAUAUUAAUGUUAGCAAAUAUCUAUAAUACCGUGUUCGGGUAACGUUUAAGGAUUGAGGAUGUUAAAUUAGACAAAAAAAAAUAGGCUGAUUUAUUUGACUGUAGACUUACAGAAGGCAAGUGAAUGUAAACACUUUAGGGAGAUCUGUAACUAUUACUGGAGAAUAAAGUAAAGAAAAAUCCGCAAUGGUUUUGCAGAACAGCGGGAGAUAUAAAGCGGACUGGGGUGGAGGAGCAGAUCAGGACAAACAGCAGGAUGACGCGUCUAAUUUGUCCGCCGUCAAGCGGCUUGAGCGCAGUCAGUUCACAGACGAGAUGGACGCCCGCUACGGCUUCGAGCGCAUGAAGGAGCCGGGAGAGAAAACAGGCUGGUUGAUCAACAUGCACCCGACGGAGAUUCUGGAUGAUGAUAAGAGGAUGAUCAGUGCAGUGGAUUAUUAUUUCAUUCAGGAGGACGGCAGCAGGUUUAAGGUUGCACUGCCAUAUAAGCCGUACUUCUACGUAGCGACAAAGAAGAACUGUGAGAGAGAAGUCGUCUCCUUUUUAUCAAAGAAGUUCCAGGGAAAGAUUGCGAAGCUAGAGACCGUUCCCAAGGAGGACCUUGACCUGCACAACCACCUGGUGGGCCUGAAGAGGAACUACAUCAAACUGUCCUUUAACACGGUGGACGAUCUGAUCAAGGUGAAGCGUGAGAUCUCCCCUGCUGUGAAGAAGAACAGAGAGAGGGAGAACUCUAACGACGCCUACACCAGCAUGCUGUCCAGUGCUCUUGUGGGUGGGAGCGUCAUGACUGCUGACGAAGACGGCACGUCUAAGAAAAUGGCCGAGCAGCUGGACAACAUCGUGGACAUGAGAGAGUACGACGUGCCUUACCACGUCAGACUGUCCAUCGACCUAAAGAUCCACGUGGCUCACUGGUAUAACGUGCGGUACCGAGGAAGCGCUUAUCCCCCGGAGAUCCUGCGUCGGGAUGACCUGGUGGAAAGACCAGAUCCUGUCGUCUUGGCGUUCGAUAUCGAGACCACUAAACUCCCUCUAAAGUUCCCCGACGCAGAAACUGACCAGAUCAUGAUGAUCUCGUACAUGAUCGACGGACAGGGUUUCCUUAUCACUAACAGAGAGAUCGUCUCGGAGGACAUCGAGGAUUUUGAGUUCACCCCCAAGCCGGAGUACGAGGGCCCUUUCACCGUGUUUAACGAGCCUGACGAGGCUGCUCUUAUUCAGAGAUGGUUCGAGCACAUCCAUGAGACCAAACCCAACAUUUUUGUCACCUAUAACGGGGACUUUUUCGACUGGCCGUUUGUAGAGACGCGUGCGGCUCAUCACAACCUCAACAUGCAUCAAGAGAUCGGGUUUCAGAAGGACAGCCAGGGAGAGUACAAGGCCAGCCAGUCUAUUCACAUGGACUGCCUCAGAUGGGUGAAGAGAGACAGCUACCUGCCUGUCGGGAGCCACAACCUGAAAGCAGCAGCGAAGGCCAAGCUGGGUUACGACCCCGUGGAGUUGGACCCGGAAGAGAUGUGCCGCAUGGCCACCGAGGAGCCACAGACUUUGGCCACGUACUCGGUGUCCGACGCCGUGGCUACCUACUAUCUCUACAUGAAAUACGUCCAUCCCUUUAUCUUCGCCCUGUGCACCAUCAUUCCCAUGGAGCCUGACGAGGUGUUGCGUAAAGGUUCCGGGACGCUGUGCGAGGCGUUGUUGAUGGUCCAGGCUUUCCACGUCAAUAUCGUUUUCCCGAACAAGCAGGAGCAGGUGUUCAAUAAGCUCACAGACGACGGUCAUGUCCUGGACUCGGAGACCUACGUGGGCGGACACGUCGAGGCUCUGGAGUCGGGGGUGUUCCGCAGUGACAUCCCGUGCCGCUUUAAAAUGAAUCCGGCGGCGUUCGACUUCCUGCUUCAGAGGGUGGAGCGGACGAUGCGUCAUGCCGUCGAGGAAGAGGAGCAGAUUCCUCUGGAGCAAGUCACAAACUUUAAUGAGGUUUGUGAUGACAUCAAGAAGAAGCUGAUCUCUUUGAAGGAAGUUCCGAACAGGAUCGAGUGUCCUCUUAUUUACCAUCUCGACGUGGGCGCCAUGUACCCCAACAUCAUCCUCACCAACAGACUGCAGCCGUCUGCCAUGGUGGAUGAGGCGACCUGUGCCGCUUGUGACUUUAAUAAACCUGGAGCGACCUGCCAAAGAAGGAUGGCCUGGCAGUGGAGAGGAGAGAUCAUGCCAGCCAGUCGUAGCGAGUUCCACCGUAUUCAGCAGCAGUUGGAGUCUGAGAAAUUCCCGCCUCUGUUUCCUAACGGAAAACCCCGUGCCUUUCACGAGCUUAACAGAGAGGAACAGGCUCGGCACGAAAAGAAACGUCUGGGAGAUUACUGUCGAAAGGCGUAUAAGAAGGUCCACUUGACGAGGCUGGAGGAGAGAGUCACUACGAUAUGUCAGAGAGAGAAUUCCUUCUACGUGGACACGGUUCGAGCGUUCAGAGAUCGCCGCUACGAGUUUAAAGGCCUGCAUAAGGUGUGGAAGAAGAAGCUUUCUGUGGCUCAGGAGAAAGGCGACGCUGCGGAAGUGAAGCGCUGUAAAAACAUGGAGAUUCUUUAUGAUUCUCUGCAGCUCGCCCAUAAAUGCAUCCUUAACUCCUUCUACGGAUACGUCAUGAGAAAAGGAGCGAGGUGGUAUUCCAUGGAAAUGGCAGGGAUUGUUUGUCACACAGGGGCGAAUAUCAUCACACAGGCCAGAGAGCUGAUUGAACAGAUAGGGAGACCUUUAGAACUGGACACUGAUGGGAUCUGGUGUGUCCUGCCGAACUCCUUCCCUGAGAACUUCGUAAUCAAAUCUAGUAACGAGAAGAAGCCCAAAGUGACCAUCAGUUACCCCGGAGCCAUGCUGAACAUCCUGGUCAAGGCAGGCUUUACCAACGAUCAGUACCAGGAGCUGGUGGACCCGGCCUCGCUCACCUAUGAGACGAGGUCGGAGAACAGCAUCUUCUUUGAGGUGGACGGACCAUACCUGGCCAUGAUCCUGCCAGCGUCUAAAGAGGAGGGCAAGAAGCUGAAGAAAAGAUAUGCCGUGUUCAACGAGGACGGCUCUCUGGCUGAGCUGAAGGGUUUCGAGGUGAAGAGGAGAGGAGAGCUCCAGCUCAUUAAGAUCUUCCAGUCGUCCGUGUUCGAGGCUUUCCUCAAAGGCACCACUCUGGAGGAAGUCUACGCCUCGGUCGCCAAAGUGGCCGACUACUGGCUGGAUGUGCUGUACAGCAAGGCAGCCAACAUGCCAGACGCGGAGCUCUUCGAGUUGAUCUCGGAAAACCGCUCCAUGUCCCGGAAGCUUGAAGACUACGGCGAGCAGAAGUCCACGUCCAUCAGCACGGCCAAACGUCUGGCGGAGUUUCUCGGCGAUCAGAUGGUGAAGGACGCAGGGCUGAGCUGUCGCUACGUCAUCUCUCGCAAACCAGAGGGCUCACCUGUUACUGAGAGGGCGAUUCCUCUGGCCAUAUUCCAAGCUGAACCCAGCGUUAAGAAGCACUUUCUGCGCAAAUGGCUGAAGAUGCCCAGCCUCCACGACAUGGACAUCAGAUCCAUCCUGGACUGGAGUUACUACAUUGAGAGGUUGGGCAGUGCCAUUCAGAAGAUCAUCACCAUUCCAGCAGCACUACAGCAGGUGAAAAACCCAGUGCCGCGAGUGCGCCAUCCAGACUGGCUGCAUAAAAAGCUUCUGGAAAAGAACGACAUCUACAAACAAAAGAAGAUCAGCGAGAUGUUCACCAGUGAAGGAAAGAGACAGGUGAAUAAUCAGGCAGAACCAGGUAAGACUCCUGAUAUGGAGGAUUUCGGUGCUCCACAGCGCCCCCUGCAGCCUGCCAUCCUCAUUAGCACCAAGAGGAAGCGGUCGUCUCAGGCUGAGGACAGCCAGACCGAGUCUCAGGAGCUGGAGCUCACGCAGUCCUGGAGAGAGAUCCUGGGUCCUCCGCCACCUAUGGGUACAACACAGGAGGAAAGGCUGGUGUGGCUGCGCUACCAUAAGAAGAAGUGGGAGCUGCAGAUCCGGCAGAGGAAAGAGCGCAGGAAGAGGCGUCGCAUGCUGGACGGAGAGUCUCAUCCAACCGGAGGCGGAGUGAUCAGGGACGGGCCAAGCACAGGGCUGGGGAGCUUCCUCCGCAGGACGGCCAGGAGCAUUCUGGACAUGCCGUGGCAAAUAGUACAGAUUGCUGAAACCAGUCACCCGGGCCUGUAUAAGCUGUGGGCGGUGAUCGGCACUGACCUGCACUGCAUGAAGCUGAAUAUCCCGCGUGUGUUUUAUGUCAAUCAAAAAGUCCCCAAACAGGAAGAGGGGGCCAACUACAAAAAGGUGAACAGGAUUUUGCCACGCUCCAACGUGGUGUAUUACCUGUACCAGUACUCCGUGCCCGAGGACAUGUAUCAGGAACACAUCAACGAGAUCAAUGCCGACCUUUCUGCCCCAGACAUAGAGGGCGUCUACGAGACGCAGGUGCCGCUGCUGUUCCGUGCGCUGGUGCAGCUCGGCUGCGUGGCUAUGGUCAACAAGCAGGUGGUGAGAGCGCUGGCUGGCCGGGAAGCCGACACCUUCGACCUGGAGCACCUGGAGAUGCGAUCGCUGGCUCAGUUCAGCUACCUGGAGCCAGGUAGCGUGAGACAUAUCUACCUGUACCAUCACGGUCAGGGCCACAAGGCUCUGUUUGGGCUCUUCAUCCCGUCCCAGCGCAAAGCCAGCGUCUUCGUCCUCGACACGGUUCGGAGUAAUCAGAUGCCCAACUUGAGUACUCUGUACGGCGUGGAGCGAACUGCGCUGUUGGAGAAGACCUCAGAGGAGCUCCUGCCUCCAGAGAAGCACCUGUUCGAAGUGCGCGCCGAGAACGACGUGAAGGCUAUCUACCGCGCUGUGCAGCGCAUUCUGCUCAGCUAUAAGGAGGAGCGUCGUGGUCCCACUCUCAUCGCCGUCCAGUCUAACUGGGAGCUACGGCGUCUGGCGGCCGGCUUGACCGUUCUAGAGGAAUUUCCCGUGGUUCCUGUGCACGUGACGGAUGACAUCAGCUACAGCGUGCUGGACUGGCAGCGGCACGGCGCCCGCCGCAUGAUCAAACACUACUUAAACCUGGACAGCUGUCUUUCACAGGCCUUCGACAUGGCCAGGUAUUACCACCUUCCCGUAGGGAACCUACCCGAGGACAUCUCCAUAUUUGGCUCGGACCUCUUUCUGGCCCGUCACUUGCGUAAACACAACCACAUACUGUGGCUUUCUCCGACGGCGAGACCCGACCUCGGGGGCAAAGAGGCAGACGACAGCCGGCUGGUGAUGGAGAGCGACGAGCGGGGCUCGGUGGAGAUCAACGCUCCGGGAUGCUUCUCCACAGUGUGCGUGGAGUUGGACAUUCAGAGCCUGGCGGUGAACACCAUCCUCCAAUCGCAGCACGUGAACGACAUGGAGGGCGGAGCCAGCAUGGGCGUGAGUUUCGAUGUCAUUCAGCACGCGUCACUGGAGGACAUGAUGUCCGGUAACCAUGGGGCGCCCGCCGUGGCUAGUUACGACGAGACGGCGCUCUGCUCCAACACGUUCAGGAUCCUGAAGAGCAUGGUGGUCGGCUGGGUGAGGGAGAUCACUCAGUACCAUAACGUGUACGCGGAUAAUCAGGUGAUGCACUUCUACCGCUGGCUGCGCUCCCCCAGCUCGCUCCUGUACGACCCGGCGCUGCACCGCACGCUGCUCAACAUGAUGAAGAAGAUUUUUCUCCAGCUGGUUGCUGAGUUCAAGCGCCUCGGUUCCUCUGUGGUCUACGGGAACUUCAACCGUAUCAUCCUGAGUACGAAGAAACGGCGCAUCGAUGACGCCAUCGCCUACGUGGAGUACAUCACCAAAAGCAUCCAUUCCCGGGAGAUCUUCCACUCUCUGUCCAUCACCUUUUCCAGAUGUUGGGAGUUUCUGCUGUGGAUGGAUCCAGCGAACUACGGAGGAGUGAAAGGCAAAGUGCCCUCCAGCAUAAUGUACGGAGAGACUGAUACAGACAAGAAAAAGAAGCGAAAGAAGGAAGGAGAGGAUGAGGGCAGCGAGGAUGAGGAGGAGGAGGAGGAUGAGCAAGAGGAAGAGCGAGAUGGAGAUGAGGAUGAGGUGGAGGAUCUGAUUGAGAGCAGCUGGAACAUCAUGCAUUACCUGCCUCAGGCUGCGUCAUGUCAGAAGUACUUCCUCAUGAUCAUUUCAGCGUACAUCGCCGCAGUGUAUCACAGCAUGAGGGAGGAGCUCCGGAGAAACGCUCCCGGAGCCACGCCCAUAAAGAGGCGGGGCGGAAGCCAAGCGUCUCAGCAGCCCGCUGGUGACGUCAGCGCGCUUCCUGGGAUGAUCACCUUCUCUCAGGAGUACGUGUCGAGCGAGCUCACGCAGAACAUCUUCACCAUCACGCAGAAGAUCCAAAAAAAGGUGUGCGGCACACGCAGCGUGGCCCAGCCCUCGGAAAUGUUCCCCGUGCUCCCGGGGUCACAUCUGCCCCUCAACAACCCCGCGCUGGAGUUCAUCAAAUAUGUCUGUCAGGUCCUCUCGCUGGACGCCAACAUCGUGAACCAGGUGAAUAAGCUGAAGCGGGAUCUCCUGCGCUUGGUGGACGUUGGGGAGUUUUCCGAGGACGCUCAGUUCCGAGACCCGUGCAACUCCUACAUCCUGCCCGAGGUCAUCUGCCACCAGUGCAACUAUUGUCGCGACCUCGACCUCUGCAAGGACCCUUCCGUAGCCCAGGACGGCUCGGUAUUGCCGCAGUGGUUCUGCUCUAACUGCCAGGCGCAGUACGACACCGACGCCAUAGAGAUGGCGCUAGUGGAGGCUCUGCAGAAGAAGCUGAUGAGUUACACGCUGCAGGACCUGGAGUGCGCUAAAUGCAAAGGGGUGAAGGAAGCCAACAUGCCUCUGUACUGCAGCUGCGCAGGAGACUUCAAGCUCUCCUUCAGCACAAAGAGCUUCACAGAGCAGGUCGACGUGUUCAGGAGCAUCGCUGCACAUUACAACAUGAACUUCCUGCUGGAGACCAUCGACUGGAUCCUGAGGAUGAACAGCUAGUGUGUGUGUGUGUGUGUGCGUGUGAAAUAACUGCAAGUGAUCAGAGUGUAUUUAGAGAUUUUGUAGCACUUGGAAAUAUAUUUAAAAGUAAGGCUUUUUGUACAAGUUUUGAUGUAACAAACCUAUUUUGUAUUAAGAUGUAUUUAGGUACAGUGUUUACCUAAACAAUGAUGAUAGUGUUUUUGGGAUAAAAUAUUUUGAAGUAUUUGAAUAUGAAAUAAAACCUUGGCUUGUGUAAUUAA